This is a messenger RNA of Scleropages formosus (Asian bonytongue), 1959 nucleotides long. Its product is annotated as paired mesoderm homeobox protein 2-like. The record is from RefSeq and is a predicted model, not a curated record. Gene Ontology annotation, molecular function: RNA polymerase II cis-regulatory region sequence-specific DNA binding; DNA-binding transcription factor activity, RNA polymerase II-specific. The coding region runs from base 318 to 1061 and encodes 247 amino acids. Lineage: Eukaryota; Metazoa; Chordata; Actinopteri; Osteoglossiformes; Osteoglossidae. Gene Ontology annotation, cellular component: nucleus. Gene Ontology annotation, biological process: regulation of transcription by RNA polymerase II. The transcript is spliced from 4 exons.
CAGACUCCUGCUAGUCCCUCCAGAUCGAGUCUGCUGAGAGAGGAGUCCUGGUGGAAGACCAUGACAUGUUUCACUUUUUGACACCGGCGCGUGUGAGGGAGGGGAAACACUCCGGAGCCCGUGGGGUGUGGCAGAACUUUUACUACUGUUUUCUGAGAAACAAACAGACGCGAGAAGGAAAGGCGCAGAAGGAACUUCAGGAAAAACAAAGAUGACUCGGUCGGUCUAACUUCUUCGCUCAGCGCUGACGGUGUGCGGAGCCGGGAACGAAGGCGGAAAAAGUAACGCGUCCUCCGCUCCGCUCCUCCGGGGCGGCGAUGGAGCCCAUGUACGUGGUGGGCAAAGACUCGGAGUCGGAGUCGUGCCCUGCGACCCCGGCCGGGCCGGACAGCCUCGGGGGCAGGAGCUUCCGCGUGAGACACAGGAUCCUGGAGCUCGAAGACGUCGGGUCGCGGGGGGAGGACGCGAGGGACACGAGGAGGGGGCCUGAGGAGCAGUGCGGAGCGAGCAGCGGGAGCGAGGCGCCUCCGCCGCUGGGCGACAUCAGUGGGGCAAGAUCAGAGCGGAGCCCCAAGAGGAAGAAGAAGCAGCGGCGUAGUCGAACAACCUUCAACAGUAGCCAACUGCAGGCACUGGACCGGGUUUUUGAGCGCACACACUACCCUGAUGCCUUUGUGCGUGAAGACCUGGCCCGCCGAGUCAAUCUCAGUGAAGCACGAGUGCAGGUGUGGUUCCAGAACAGGAGAGCCAAAUUUCGCAGGAACGAGAGGGCCAUUCUGGCCAGCCGCUCUGCCAGCCUGCUCAAGUCGCACCACCAGGAGGCAACCAUUGAGCAGCCUGUGGCCCCCCAUCCUGCCCCCCUCAGCUCAGACUACCUGUCCUGGUCUCCAUCCACACCCUACAGCACAGCACCCUCAUAUAGCCCGCCAAACACACCCGCGGAUGGACAGGGAGCCAGCAUGGCCAGCAGCAUUGCCAGUCUGCAUCUGAAGGCUAAGGAAUACAGUCUGCACCAGGGCCAGGUGCCCACGGCGAGUGGAGCGCUGCCCAGCUCUGCCUAGCCUUGCCCAUGCUGCCAACUCAGGGUUGGAUUCAGACGCCCAUCACGAGGCUGAAUAACUGGAUCUAAACCAUAGAAUGAGCAAGGAUCUGAGUAAAUGGACCUAUGUCACAAACUACGCAAGGGAAUGAGUGACUAGAUCUAAAGUACGUCAUAGGCCUGAGUAACUGCCAGGAAAGAAGGCUGAACCAGCUGGAAUAUUUUAUAGUGCCUCAUUGAGCAUUCCAACCAAGCCUCCCAUCUUCCCGUCACCACCCUGCUGUAAAACAGAGGGACUUAUUACUUACUCAGUGAGUAACCUCAUGUCCAAAGCAGAGUUGCAGUGGUCCAGAGCCUGUCCAGGAAGCGUAGGGCAUAAGGCAGGGUACACCCUGGACUGAAUGGCAGCCCAUCACAAGACAAGUGCAAAAGUACGAACGCUGACGCACACAUUCACACGCUAUGGACAAUUUACCGCAUUACCAGUUUGCCUGAAACGCAUGUCUUUGGACUGUGGGAAGAAACGAGACCGAGCAAAGGAAACCCACACAACACGGGGAGAGCAUCCAAACUCCACACAGAGUGAGCUAGACUGGAACACGUCUGAACACCCAGCCCAGAAGCUGAGACACCAACACUGUCCCCUGUGCGCUAUGCUGUCCAAAUACAGCAUUAGUGUCUCUUUUUAAAGCCUGAAUAUAAUAUAAUUUGUCUGAGAAAAUUUGCGUAGAAUUAUAUACCAACAUAGGCAUAACGAGGGAAACAUAGUACCCCCAGUGUUCAAACGAGACAAUUUGUCUCCCAAAAUAUUUAUGUAUAACUCCAUCGAGUAAUAUUGAUAAUAUUCUUUGGUCUCUCAAAAUCUAACAAGUUUUUAGCCCACUGAAUACUAGCGAUGCAUUUUUUUUUAAGACAUUUUG